UUAUCUUCAUCUCUCUAAAAUAUGGAUCUGGACGGGAUGUAAGGUUUUACAAUGAGCCAGGAUAGAUCAUGGAUGUAUAAAAGGCUUGCAAGACGUGGAGUUCUAAAUGAAGAUUUUAAGGAAGGAGUUGCCGGAUUUAUCCAAAGAGGCUUUGAGUAAAUUGUACGAUGUUUGUCAAGAUGAUAGCCCACAACAAUCUGAACCUUCAAGUCAAGAGGAAAGCUCUACAACACCUAAUAUCUCUUCAGCUAAGUUAUCUUCAAGAUACUUGGAAAUCGUUGGGUGCAACAAGAAAAGAGUUCUUGGAACGGGCAGUUAUUCAAAGGCUUUCCUUCAUCGAGUAAGUGUUUGUAAUGCAGAACACUCGUCUUCAUCAAGAGCUCGUCGGUUGCAUGAUUUUUGUGUUUUUUGGGAUGCACGCAUGAGGGAGUUCUUAAUUUCAGAAGGUGAUCAACUCCCCCCUGAAAUGCCAAUUGUGGAUGACAUUAUUCAAGACAAGGAACCCGACUCACAGCCCAAGAACUUUGAACAAACGUGGCUGCCAUUUUUGAAAUCAAUGGGGAUCGAUGCACCAAGUUUCUUUGCCACAUCAGAAUCCUCUAAAGACUCCAUGGACUCUCUUGAUGAAUAACUCUCUCAUUAGAUUUGUGUUAAGUUUGAUAUUAAUGUGUUUUUUUAAUGUUGCAUUUCACUAUGGAUUGAUGAAUGAUGAAUGAUGAAUGUUUAUUUAUUAGCAAGCUUUUGAUCAAUACAUAAAAUAUUAUGUGUUGAAAGUCUAUUAGAUGUUUUGUGAUUUGCAUUGAGAAUUUAGAUCUACAUUUUUUGGAAUAUAAAUCUUGCAA
Cuscuta epithymum is the source of this 842-nucleotide messenger RNA. Lineage: Eukaryota; Viridiplantae; Streptophyta; Magnoliopsida; Solanales; Convolvulaceae. The record is from the annotation of a GenBank genome assembly.